Pseudophryne corroboree (corroboree frog) is the source of this 1670-nucleotide messenger RNA. RefSeq names its product zinc-binding protein A33-like. The record is from RefSeq and is a predicted model, not a curated record. Gene Ontology annotation, cellular component: cytoplasm. Gene Ontology annotation, molecular function: protein binding; zinc ion binding; ubiquitin protein ligase activity. NCBI's taxonomy places the organism in Eukaryota, Metazoa, Chordata, Amphibia, Anura, Myobatrachidae. Gene Ontology annotation, biological process: protein ubiquitination.
GACAUCCGCAAUGGCUACCAGUCCUUCCCCACUGCCGCUGCUGCCGUCGCUGAGCUGCGCCAUGUGCCGUGAUGUGCCGCGUGAACCCGUCACCAUGUCCUGCGGCCACUGUCUGUGCAGGGGAUGCCUGGAGCGAUCGUGGAGGGGCCAGGAGGCUUACCCGUCAUGCCCCAAAUGUCGCCCACCGCCGGUGCAGACCCCAGACGGGGUGCAAAGGGGCCUGUGCGCAGAGCAUGGCGAGAAGGUGCAGCUGUUCUCCACGCAGGACGGCAGGCUCCUGUGCGCCCGCUGCAGGGGUUCCGCGGAGCAGCACCCCACCCACACGCUCAUCCCUAUACAGGAGGCUGUGGGGGGCUACAAGGAUGAGCUCAUAUCGGCCAUUGCCCCUCUGGAGACUCGCCUGAAGGAGCUGCAGCAGAUGCAGUGCGCACAGGAGCAGAUGAUCGCCCAGCACAGGGGAAACCUUCUGAACACCAAGCACCACGUCAGCCUGGAGUUUGAGAAGCUGCACCAAUACCUGCGAGAGAGGGAGGAGAGGCUGCUGAGGGAACUCCAGCAAGAAGGAGAUGUCAUCCUGGCAGAGAUGGAGGAAAGUCUCAACAAGAUCAAGCAAAACUGCCAGGGCAUCCUGCAAACCAUCAGCAGCACCCAGCCCCGGCUGUACGAGCAGGACCCCGUCUCCUUCCUCACUGACAUAAAGUCCUGCAUGGACAUCUGCUACGGCGGUUACAGGGACGGCUUUCCGGCUCAGAACGUGGUGGCGCCCAGGGACUUCGGCUAUGGGGGAGUGAAGGAUCUGAUCCAGUAUACAGCCUGGAAGGACAUGAAAUCGUACAUCACUCCUGCCUUACCCAAUAUAAUCAUGGACCCCAGCACAGCUCAUCUUAACCUAGUCCUAUCUGAAGACCUGACCUGUGUCCGAUACAGCGACACCAAGCAGUCGCUGCCGGAAAACCCGCGUCGCUUUGACUACUGCUGCUGUGUCCUCGGCACUGAGGGAUUCACCUCUGGGCGGCAUUACUGGGCGAUUGACGUUGGCAACAAGACCAAGUGGAACCUGGGUGUGGCCAAAGAGUCGGUGAAUAGGCGAGGCGGCAUCACCCUCUCCCCGGAGAACGGCUUCUGGAUACUCUGGCUGCGGAACGGGCACGAGUUCAAAGCCCUGGAUGUCCCUUAUCGAGCCCUCACCUUGAGGAGCAAACCGCAAAGGGUGGGGAUCUACCUAGACUAUGAGGGCGGCCAGCUCACCUUCUACAACGCCGACGACAUGUCUCAUAUCUACACCUUCGUCACGUCCUUCUCCGAGACCAUCUACCCCUAUUUCUGCCCGUGCCUCAACGACUCUGGAAAGAACGGCGGCCCGCUGAAAGUCCUCCAUCACACGCCAUGACGAGGUGGAGGUAGGGGCAAUGAGGGACUGACAGGAGGGUUCAUUCCUCUCCAGAUUCUAGACCACUGUUGUUCAAUGUCUUAGACGUCAUGGGGAACGUGCUGACAUCCAAGUAUACUUCUGUAUUCUGCUUUUCCUCCUAAGGGCACAUUUCAUUCUAUGGACUUAUUGGUUAUGUUCAAUUAAUGCAUUGAGAAAGUAACAGAUGGAUGGAGCUCGUCUCGUGUCAUUAUCUUACACCGUAAUAUCUCAAUAAAUAUGUAACUGGAUUAAGUAAGAA